Cynara cardunculus var. scolymus (artichoke) is the source of this 2627-nucleotide messenger RNA. RefSeq names its product protein NPGR2-like. The coding region runs from base 291 to 2498 and encodes 735 amino acids. Gene Ontology annotation, molecular function: protein binding. The transcript has 6 exons. The record is from RefSeq and is a predicted model, not a curated record. Lineage: Eukaryota; Viridiplantae; Streptophyta; Magnoliopsida; Asterales; Asteraceae.
AAUAUCCGCUUGUUUUCAACUUUGAAAGAAUUCUUUCCGAUAAAUGGGUAGACAUUGAAUUCAUCAACUAAAAAGCAAAGCAAAUGGUUGCAGUAUUUGAUGGAGUUUUUCGAUAAAGAAAAGCAAAAAAGGUGAAGAAAAGAUCGAGGCUUUAUUUGAUUCUGUGUUGAUCAAAAGGCUUUUGAAUAGGGUUUUGAUUGAAAACUGAAGAUGGGUUAUGAUUUUUAUGUGCUCUGUUUCCUCAAUCUCAGUUGCCAUAAAGAAAGAUUUCUUGAGCAUCGGAAGCCGGUAUGAGGAAUAGGAAUCAGAGCAGAGUACAAAAUAGCAGUAGAUUAAACCGAAAGUUUGGAAAAUUGGUGCAGUGCCUGUGCUCGGGUGAACAAUCUCGUAGCGCAGAUGAGAUGAUCCCGUCACCAGACUCGCUAGCAACGAAAGACUACUCAGCAAGUGCUUAUUCUUCUCAAGCCACAGGAGAAAACCAUAGAAAACCAGAUACCGGUAGUAUUGAAGAAGCAGAACUAUCGCUUCGCGAAAGUGGUUCUCUGAAUUAUGAGGAAGCACGAGCAUUGCUAGGAAGAUACGAGUAUCAAAAAGGAAACAUAGAAGCCGCUCUUCAUGUAUUUGAAGGGAUCGAUAUAGCUACCGUCACUCCAAAGAUCAAAAAUAGUCUUGCAAAAAUAGGGGAACCUCGGAAAAGACGUUCUCAUAACUACGCCAUUCCACCAUUAUCUGCACAUGCGCUCAGUUUACUUCUCGAAGCAAUUUACUUGAAAUCGAAAUCGUUACAGGUUCUUGGGAGGUAUAAAGAAGCUGCUCAAUCGUGCAAAGUUAUACUUGACGUUGUGGAAUCAUCGUUACCGGAUGGCUUACCGGAAAACUUCGGUGCUGACUGUAAAUUACAGGAGACUCUGAAUAAAGCAGUCGAGUUGCUUCCUGAGUUAUGGCAACUCGCUGAUUCACCUCAGGAAGCGAUCUUGUCUUUCCGGCGCGCACUCCUCCAUCAUUGGAACCUCGAUGAAGAAACAAUAGCAAAAAUCGGAAAAGAUUUUGCCGUUUUUCUUCUUUAUAGUGGAGGCAAAGAUGCAAUCCCGCCAAAUCUACGAUCCCAGAUGGACAGUUCAUUCGUACCAAGAAAUAACAUCGAAGAAGCUAUUCUACUUUUGAUGAUUUUACUAAAAAAGAUUAAUUUGAAGAAAAUCGAGUGGGACCCGUCUGUGAUUGAUCAUCUUUCUUACGCGUUGUCGAUUUCUGGUGGGCUUGGGGCUCUAGGUAAGCAAUUGGAAGAAUUGCUUCCGGCGGUUAUCGACAGAAAAGAACGGUACUUUCUUUUAUCUCUUUGUUACUAUGGAGAAGGUGACGGUUUAUCGGCUUUGAAUUUGCUGAGAAAUAUAUAUAAGCACGAUGAUCCAAAUUACGUGCCGGCUUUACUAAUGGCGUCGAAAAUUUGUGGGGAGAAUCCCGAUUUUGUGGAAGAAGGCGUAAAUCUUGCGAAAAGAACGAUUCAUUUGGGAAAUAAAUGCAACGCGAUGGUUGGAGUUGCAUAUUCUUUAUUGGGUAUUUCGCUUUUGGAACAUUCGAGAUCAGCUUUGACCGAUUCCGAAAGAGUUGACCAACAGUCGGAGGCGAUUCAGUGUUUAGAAACCGCCGGGAGGUUGACCCGAAUGGUUGACUCGAGAAUCGUUUACUGUUUGAGUUUAGAAAACGCUGAGCAGAGGAAACUGGAUACGGCUCUUGGUCUGGCGAAACGGUUGAUUAAACUCGAAGGAGGGUCCCGCCUUCGAAGUUGGUUGUUAUUGGCUCGAAUCUUGUCGGGCCAGAAACUGUUUUCCGAUGCCGAAACGAUCGUGAACGCGGGUUUGGAUCAAAGCGGAAAAUGGGAUCAAGGAGAAUUGUUGAGAACCAAAGCCAAGCUACAAUUAGCACAGGGUCAAGUAAAGAAUGCCAUUCAUACAUACACUCAACUUCUUGCUGUUCUUCAAGUUCAGAAUAAAAGUUUUCGAACUCGAACUCGAUCGAAGAAUCUUGAGGUUGGCGGUAAACAUGAUAAAGAUUUGGAACUAGAAACAUGGCAUGAUCUGGCUAUGGUGUAUAUAAGCUUAUCUCAGUGGCUCGAUGCCGAAGCAUGUCUUUCGAAAUCCGAGGCUAUCGAUUACUACUCUUCGUCUCGAUGGCAUAUCACCGGUUUGUUGUAUGAAGCAAAGGGUCUCACAAGAGAAGCUCUAAAAGCUUACCAAAAUUCUCUGGAUAUUGAUCCCGGUCAUGUUCAAAGUCUCGUUUCGAUGGCAUUGGUUCUGAGACGGGUUGGCGGAAAGUCUGGACCCGCGAUAAGAAGCUUCUUGACGGAAGCAUUGCGGCUAGACCGAAUGAACUCGUCGGCGUGGUAUAAUCUUGGCCACUUCUAUAAAGACGAGGGUCCUAUGUUCAUAAAGGAAGCGGCCGACUGUUUCGAGGCUGCUACGAUACUCGAGGAAACUGAACCUGUUGAGCCGUUUAGAUGACGACAAUACGUUUGCCGAUUUACGUACAUAAUAACGGGUGUAAUCUUUAGAAAAUAAUGAAAAUCUGUACCAUAAAUAUCUGAAGAGAACAGAAUGAGAUCCCUUUUGCCAUUUUGGUAGUUUUUCAAA